AGACUAAUGUUAGGGUUAGGGAUUAACAAAGACAAUUGUAUUAUUAACGUCCUGUUCACUUUGGAAUGGGUUUACGAAGCAAAAACAACAUCUUAUUAUUUCUUGUUUGUUCGUCUAUUUUCCAACUAACUAAAACAAGAGGAGAGCCUUAAAUUCAUUUUAAUUCCAUUUCAACGCUUCACUUUAAAAUGACUGGUAUUUUGUAAAAUUUGCGCACUUUUAAUCGCCGGUCUUUUACGCAUAGCUAACAGCUGUCUUCAGUGAUCAGCGAUAAAAACUGCACCCCUGUGUGAAAGAGAGGGAGAAAAAAAAGCUCAAAGUCAGAGUCUAACAGGAGUGGGAGGAGGAGGAGGAUUUCAGGAAGGUCGCUGAGCCGCACUUUAACUCACACCGUUCAGCCUCGGGGCGGACUCGAACCUCCACCGCUGUGAGCUGCAGGAAACAGGAACAUAAAGUCAACCGUAGGAUGAGCAACAUCACCGACUCCACGGACAACAGAAUGUGUGACCUGACUGAAGGAGCUUACAAUAGUAUGAAGUUUUCGAACGAAGCGAAGAACCUCACUACCAUGCUGUCGUCCGUGCGUAAUUUUGGAAACUCGGGCACAAUGAUCCAAAGUCUGUCUUCGAGCGGCGAAGGAGCCGUUUUCAAAGACUACACUGUUCUUGACGGAUCACUGGCCACGAAACACUACUACGACCGCAGCAGUGAGCUGCUGAAGUGUGACCCCUCUGUGUUUUGGGAAGACUUUGUCAAAGUCCAGAGGACGGAUGUGGCUCAACCAGAGGCUGGCCCUGCUCCAGGGAGCCUGACUUCCACAAUCGGAGCUUGCAAGUUCAUCAAAGACGAGAAGGAGCCUACUGUCAUCAUGGACGCCCCGUGUCCAAACUUUGACCAAUCCCCGGAGAUGUCCACUAUGGACAACUGCUGUGACACCUACAGGAGGCAGCAGCAGCAGCCGCAGGAACCACCGGGGCACGGUGAAGGUGCGCUGACGAGUUUCAGACCGGUCACCGCGGCUGCUCGGUCCGCGAUGGAGGGAUCUCCGAACUUUUUGUUGGACCUGAACCAGAGCGAGCAGCUGCCGGUGCUCAGCCAGGCAAGGAGCGACUCCAGGUGCGGCUCUACUGGGACCAUGUACAGGAACGAGGUAACCCCUCGGUGGCAGGCAUCUCUACCUGAACCCAACUACUGGGGCCAGUCCACCGGGUUGACUGAGGACACAUUCUUACAAAGCAGCUACGAUGCCAUCCAGAGCCAGGCCCUAGUUCCCAGGAAACCAUCCUCACCCUUCCCAUCAUUCCCCGGUAUGACACCACAGAGACAAUGUGUCAUCUGUGGGGACGAGGCUUCCGGCUGCCACUACGGAGUCCUGACCUGUGGAAGCUGUAAGGUGUUUUUCAAACGAGCAGUUGAAGGUCAUCACAGCUAUCUCUGCGCUGGGAGGAACGACUGCAUUGUGGACAAAAUCAGGAGGAAAAAUUGCCCUGCAUGUCGCCUUCGGAAGUGCUAUGAAGCUGGGAUGAUGCUAGGAGGCCGGAAACUGAAACGUUUUGGAGCCUUAAAAGCCUUCGGUUUGCCCUCGUCCCUGAUGUUCCAGUCUCACAUGGCAAUGUCUGGUGACAGCCAGGCCCUGACCACCAUGGCUUGCAUACCAGGCAUCCAAGAUGUGCACUUUAACCCACAGAUCCUUAGCAUCCUUGAAAACAUUGAACCAGACGUCACAUGCUCCGGUCAUGACAACCUACAGCCUGAAGUUUCCAACGUUCUGCUAACAAGUCUUAAUCGGUUGUGUGAGAAGCAACUGCUGCGGAUCGUCAGGUGGUCCAAGUCUUUGCCAGGGUUCCGUAAUCUUCACAUCAAUGACCAGAUGACCCUCAUCCAGUACUCAUGGAUGAACCUCAUGGUAUUUUCUCUUGGCUGGCGCUCCUUUCAAAAUGUCACCAGUGAAUAUUUGUACUUCGCUCCUGAUCUAAUCCUCAGCCAGGAUCAAAUGAGGAGGACACCAAUUUAUGACCUGUGUCUGGCCAUGCAGGUCAUUCCCCAGGAGUUCACAAAUCUCCAGGUGACGCGUGAGGAGUUUCUCUGCAUGAAAGCCAUUAUUCUUCUCAAUACAGUGCCUCUCGAGGGACUCAAGAGUCAGGCUGCUUUUGAGGAUAUGAGACAAAGCUACAUUCGGGAGCUGACGAGGGCUAUUCACAUAAAGGAGAAAGGAAUGGUGGCCAGCUCACAGAGAUUCUACCGCCUCACCAAACUAAUGGACCUCAUGCAUGAUAUCGUGAAGAAGGUCAACCUCUUUUGUCUGAGCACCUUCAUCCAAGCAGACGCCCUGAAGGUGGAGUUCCCCGAGAUGAUGACAGAAGUAAUUUCUUCCCAGCUACCCAAGGUCCUGGCGGGCAUGGUGAGGCCGCUCUUAUUCCACACCAAGUGAUGACAUCCGUCACACACAACCCCAACUCUGUAGACACCGUGCAACUGGAUAAUUCACAGCAUCUGUCUCAUUUCUAUUCAGUCGUCUGUGUAAUAAAUCAAACCGUUUUAGAACAUCUAAAGGGGAGGGACUAUGACAAACUAUAUCCUGCAACACUUUGAUGUUUUACAAAAAAAUGAAUAUUAUAUUAUAAACACCAAUCAAUAAUGCUCACCAUUUCUGCUGCACAGAUCACACUCAUUUGUUCAUACGCAGUGUAUUUUAAGAAUCUGUAGAAAUCGUUACGUGCUUUAUAUCAGCAUAAAUAUUUAGUGUUAAAUUAUAUUCCCACAGGUGAUACCUGUCAUUUCAAAAUAUGAUUAAUAGGAACAACAGUAUCAUGACUCAGGAGAAGAAACAAAGACAACUAUUUUCAGAGAUUAAAAAAAUUAGAAGUAAUUUAGAACUUUAUUUAGUAGUUAACAUUUGCAACACAACAACAGAAAAGCUGAAUUUUACCACUGGUUAACUCCAGCUUUAUUCUGUAGCAUGUCCUUUAAUCAUUUAAAAAGUAAAAUGAUAAAUAUUUCUGUUUCAUACUGUAAAAAAGCCUUGAACUUCUCAAUAGUCCACAGUCACCAAUGUCUUCAAAUGUUUUCCUCUUUGAGAAGCACUUGAUGAUUUACUGUGGUCAAGAGACAGAUCUGGACUGCAGGCAGGUCAAUCAAGCAUGUCUCUCUAUGUAAUGAUAGAGGACAUUGUCUCGACAGGAGCAUUUUUCUUUUCUAAAUUCCAACAAAUUAUUUACCUCUGUAUCAGUAAUACAUUCACACAUGUGUUGAUCCUCUCUGCUAUAGCUACUGAUCUCCUCUAUGCUAUCACAGAUGCUAACCCUUGCACGUACUGUUGAACAGUUUGGAUGGCAUCUGUAAUUAGUUCACGUCUAAACAUAUUUUUAGUCACAUGACAUAUGUAGCGCAUCUUAAGGUUGCAUGAAGGUAUUGGGUCCAAAAAAGUAUUUUUUAAACAAUGUAUACAUUUUUAUCAGUCUAAUAAUGUCACUCAUGUCGAAGAAUUGAGCCAUAAACGCAACAAUGUUUAUAAAAGAGCAUUGUUUUACCUGUUACCGUGCCAACUCUGAUAUAAGAUUCUUCAAAGAGUCAAACUUUUAUCAGAUUAUGUUUUUCAACUACUUAUUCUCAGCUCUCAGCUAAGAAUCCAAUACAUGUGGUUGGGGCAAGAUUUUUUUUUUUUUUAGUGGGCACACUAAAAUGCCAAUCACCUGCUCUAACCAACCAUUAUAUGAGGAAGGAGGGGGCACAGACCCUCAGAAAGAAGCGACGGGGCGUUGCAUUAAAGGCUGGGAACACACAGGAAGACGGGGGCCAGAUUUAAAAAGUAAAAAGCGAAGAAAUUAGAAAAAAAACAGAAGAGAAGCAUCUUCUUGCUGCAUUUCAAUAAUAUUGCACUAAAGACUUUUAUUGGAUGUAUUAAAAUGUUGAGACUUUUAUUUAUUUGUGUGAUGUGGUUCUGUGUCCAAUUGUUGAUUAAAAUGAUAAUUCCAAUGUUAAAAUGUAGUAACUGUGUAUUUUUCAUAACAAAAAAGAAAAAAAAAGACCUUUAAGAACAGACACAAUUAAAAAACAAAUUGAUAUAUUUUUGCUAUAAAUUGAUAUACAGUAGCCUAGCAGAGCAAAGCAGCGACACGGCGGCCGCAGAAAACAAAAUAAGUA
Messenger RNA from Cynoglossus semilaevis (tongue sole), 4143 nucleotides. RefSeq names its product progesterone receptor (gene pgr). NCBI's taxonomy places the organism in Eukaryota, Metazoa, Chordata, Actinopteri, Pleuronectiformes, Cynoglossidae. The coding region runs from base 467 to 2431 and encodes 654 amino acids. Gene Ontology annotation, molecular function: sequence-specific DNA binding; zinc ion binding; DNA-binding transcription factor activity. Gene Ontology annotation, biological process: regulation of DNA-templated transcription. The record is from RefSeq and is a predicted model, not a curated record. The transcript is spliced from 8 exons.